AUGGAGGCAGCUAUCGGAGUGAUUGGGCUCUCAUUGCAGCUCAUCGAUUCUGCCAUCAAAGUCAAGAGAGUCGUCACAGCUUACCGGUCUGCCUCGGCAGAGAUCAACCGAUUGGCACUCAAGAUCGAAAGAGUCGAGGUGAUUUGCGGUGCGAUCAAGGACAGUCUCGAGGGAGACGCAUCUUCGAGACAGUGCUCUGAUCUCAUCAAGACCUGGGGUGUGUGUGUUCUCAGAAGCAUCUCAUCGACACUCGCCGAGAUUCAUACCAUUAUCACAAAGCUGGAAAGAAAAGGUGGAAAGAGACGUCCUUUGAACACGGUGGGAUUCACAUUCCUGGAAUGCAAAGAUGAUAUAUCUCGGCUGAGCAAGUGGCUGGACGAUGAUCUGAAUUACCUGCAGCAUAUGAUGACUGCGGAGAUACUGUGCAACAUCGUCCAGCAGCUGACAAUUCACCACAACGAAGCAUCUGAGUUAUCGAACAUGUGCUCUACUCUCACACAGUCAACUCUGCAACGAGAUCACAACGGCGAUCUGCCAUCCGAGCCAAGACAUACAACAAUGGCGAAGACAGGGAAUCAGAUGACGAUUAAAGCCUUCGGCUUUCGAUUUCAAACUCAGACCAGGACAAUACUCAAGAGGUCUAGCUCUCACGGUGUACAGGAGGUAUCCAACACAAGCGAGAUCAAGACCUACACUUUCGGGCACAGCAAGUUUUCCUACAGAAUAGAACUACAUUGGUCGAUGAGCACGUUGACCCCCAUAGUCUGUGCUCUCGCUGUCCGCCAUGUUCUCUCUGAAGAUAAAGACGAAAAGCUGGUUAGAAAGAUAUUGAUCAUCAUGUGCGAUGGGGACUUGCUAGCACUGCAAGACCUACUCUCUACCAGAUCUAUCACUCUAGGCACCAUGCUUGGGGAUAGGACGCUCUUUGAGUCGGCAGCGGUUUGCGGCCAGCCGUCUCUUUGCCGCUUCCUCGCCCAACAGAAUCUUGAUUUGUGUCAAGAUGAGAAGGUAAUUCGUCGCUAUCACCUACUUGAACCUUCUGAUGCCUUGGGCCGUGUUUUUGAAGUAGAUGAAAUUGUUCAACUCACACAACGAUCUAGACCCACGAGAUUUAGGCUGAUGGCCAGUGGUGUUGAAGAUGUUGAGUCUCUGGUUGCUGUGUACAGACGGUGCAGAUUGCCUGCGUUGCAUGAGAUGGAGAAGAAAGGUUUUUUCGAUGCUGUUUGGGACAUCGCAGUUCAACUUUUGGUGCUGCAGGCUCAGAAAAACCCGUUCUGGUGCCGGGAAGAUCGGCGAACAAAAGACUGGACUCGCCUUUUUGUUGAAUUGAUCGAUGAAGGCGUGGAUGUCCACAGGAUCUGCAAGCACCAGACUCACUAUGCGUUUCGCUCCUUCCAAAGGCAUGCAACCGUACUUUCCCUCCUUCUCCGAAGCUCUCCCUGCCACUAUGCAGUCGAGGCUGCUCUCUCACACUGGGUCAGGAUUUUGCUGGUAGCUGGAGUUGAUGUUGCCAGGUACCUCCAAAGUGAGGAACCGAAUCUCCAGCAAUACAUCGAUUGGCAACCCCCUUUCAACAGGGCCAGGGUAUGGGUCACAGUAGCAGGCACAACAAAGAUUGCUGGGUUUGAGAUCCCUCUGUUGCACCGAUAUGUCGGCCCGUACAGCAAAGCAAACGAAGUCAGAAAUGAGUUUAAGAACUUCGGCGAACUUCUCAAAGAAGCCAUUUGGCCCGAUCUCGGAGACUUAAUGACCAUAGAGCACACGCAUUGUCAACAACACGUGCUGUGGAAAUCUUGCAGACUUUCUGAAUCCGAUAAAAGAGAGUGGCCAUUCGUUUUCAACUUUUUACGGGACUAUGACUCAGACGCGCUUUUUUUCAAUUUGAAUGGUCGACAUUCCGACGGUAGUCCUCCUGCAGGUUUCCAAUACGCCAAGAAACUCAUGCAGGAGAGGUUCAACAGAAGGCAGAUGAAAAAGCUCUACCGAUCUGGAUAUCUCAAAAGGGAAAAACGGCCGUUGAAGAUACCAGGAGCUUGGCCAGAUUCCGCAUGGUAG
This is a messenger RNA of Colletotrichum tamarilloi, 2055 nucleotides long. RefSeq lists its product as uncharacterized. The record is from RefSeq and is a predicted model, not a curated record. The coding region runs from base 1 to 2055 and encodes 684 amino acids. NCBI's taxonomy places the organism in Eukaryota, Fungi, Ascomycota, Sordariomycetes, Glomerellales, Glomerellaceae. The transcript has 4 exons.